Messenger RNA from Oryzias melastigma (Indian medaka), 7308 nucleotides. It is a transcript of the gene slc8a3, whose product is annotated as solute carrier family 8 member 3. Gene Ontology annotation, cellular component: axon; postsynapse; sarcolemma. Gene Ontology annotation, biological process: calcium ion import across plasma membrane; cell communication; sodium ion transmembrane transport. Gene Ontology annotation, molecular function: calcium:sodium antiporter activity. The record is from RefSeq and is a predicted model, not a curated record. The coding region runs from base 697 to 3477 and encodes 926 amino acids. NCBI's taxonomy places the organism in Eukaryota, Metazoa, Chordata, Actinopteri, Beloniformes, Adrianichthyidae. The transcript is spliced from 8 exons.
CAUCCUGGACCAGCGGCCCGGUUCUACCCGGGUUCUUGGUUUAGGAUGCGGACUCCUCUCAGCUGAUGAUGACGUCAUCAGCUGUGAUUAAACGUGAGGAACAGAUUCGUGAGGAUGACCCCCCGCGGGUAGAGACCAGCAUCCUUAGCGCGCCUGCCUGCACGAGCGGGGGGCGGGCGGACCUGCGGCUCGGAUGCUGCGCAAACUCCGGCGGAUCCGGUAACUCUAACCGCAACAGCCGCGCGCGCCUCCGGUAGCAGCGCGUGAGUGACGGGUGGAGGAGAACCGCAUCACGGAGGAGCCGCGCGGACGGGCAGGAGCACAUCCGUCUCCGCGGAGGCGCAGCGUAAAAAUACCCCCCCCCCCCCCCCCUCGGUACUGACAGCUCUGCGCCUCGCGCCAUCCGUCAGACGGUAGGAUCUGAGGAGGGGGGCGCCGGUCUGCCCUGUCCGGUUCGAUCGGAGCGACACCGAGCCGUGCGGGAGCCGCUGCCCCGCAGAUGAGGAGCGGCGGGAUUCGGCGUGAGGAGCCUCUCCGCGGACUCCGGUCACCGUUCGUCUGACGGGAGGAGCGACGCGGGAAAAUCUGCCCGUUUCCGCUGAAUCCACAUUCACGGCAGGUGGAGGGUGUGGAGGCGGUGCUGGAUCCCAGCGGGACUGUUGGUGCUGUAAGGACCCUUGAAACGAAAAAGGGUGCAUGGAGGGUUCAGGGCCUGCCAAACCCAGGUCUCCAGCCUGUCUGUGGUUGGGAUUGGUUUCCGUGACUUUAGCCUUCCUCAGUUCUGAGGCCCGGACUACCCCAAGCCCCGCCCUGAGCCCCGGAAAUGGCACCUGCCGGGGGAACUCCAAAUGUCUGCCGGGGAUUAUCCUCCCCAUCUGGUAUCCAGAGGACCCCUCGAUGGGAGACAAGAUCGCCCGGGUCAUCGUCUACUUUGUGGCCAUGAUUUACAUGUUUCUCGGGGUGUCCAUCAUUGCUGAUCGGUUCAUGGCAGCUAUUGAGGUCAUCACCUCCCAGGAGAGAGAAAUCGUCAUCAAAAGACCCAACGGGGAAACCACCACCACCACCAUCCGGGUGUGGAACGAAACGGUCUCCAACCUCACCCUCAUGGCCUUGGGCUCCUCUGCUCCCGAGAUCCUGCUCUCUGUGAUUGAGGUUUGUGGACACGAGUUCAAAUCCGGCCAGCUCGGACCCGCCACAAUCGUGGGCAGCGCAGCCUUCAACAUGUUCGUUAUCAUCGGCCUUUGCGUGUCUGUCAUCCCUCAAGGAGAAGUGCGUAAGGUCAAGCAUCUCCGAGUGUUCUUCGUCACGGCGGGAUGGAGCAUUUUCGCCUACAUUUGGCUCUACAUGAUCCUGGCCGUGUUCUCUCCCAACGUAGUCCAGGUGUGGGAGGGGCUGGUCACGCUGGCCUUCUUCCCCAUAUGUGUGAUUCUUGCCUGGGUGGCGGACAGACGACUGCUCUUUUAUAAGUUCAUGCACAAGAAGUACCGCACCGACAAGCACCGCGGCGUCAUCAUCGAGACGGAGACGGAGCGCUCCAAGGGCAUCGAGAUGGACGGCAAGAUGGUCAACUCCCACUUCAUGGACGGCAGCGCAGCCAGCAACUUGAUAGGUCUGAUCGAGAACAAGGAGGUGGACGAGUCCCGGCGCGACAUGAUCCGGAUCCUGAAAGACCUGAAGCAGAAGCAUCCGGAGAAGGAGCUGGAUCAGCUGGUGGAGAUGGCCAACUACUACGCCCUCUCGCACCAACAGAAGAGCCGCGCCUUCUACCGCAUCCAGGCCACUCGCAUGAUGACGGGCGCGGGGAAUAUCCUGAAGAAGCACGUCGCAGAGCAGGCCAAGAAGAGCGCCAGUGUGCAGGAGGUGCACGUGGAGGAGCAGGAGGAGUACAUUUCCCGCAUCGCGUUUGAGCCCGCCGCCUAUCAGUGCCUGGAGAACUGCGGUGCCGUUAUCCUGACCAUCACCAGAAAAGGCGGAGACAUCAACUCCACCAUCUACGUGGAUUAUAAGACGGAGGACGGCUCGGCUAACGCCGGCGCCGAUUACGAGUUCACCGAAGGGACGGUCAUGUUCAAACCGGGAGAGAUGAUCAAAGAGAUCAGCAUCGGCAUCAUCGACGACGACAUCUUCGAGGAGGACGAGCACUUUUUCGUGCGUCUCAGCAAUCUGCACGUGGUGGAGGCCGAGGACGAGGUGCUGUCGCCCAACAGCCUGCCGUACCCCAAAGCGGUCCUGGGGUUCCCCGCCGUGGCCACCGUGACCAUCCUAGACGACGACCACUCGGGCAUCUUCACGUUUGAGAGCGGCUCCGUUCACGUGAGCGAGAGCAUCGGGGUCAUGGAGGUCAAGGUGCUGCGGACGUCUGGAGCCAGGGGGACGGUGAUUGUGCCUUACCGCACCAUGGAGGGACUCGCCAAAGGUGGAGGGGAGGACUUUGAGGACACCUAUGGAGAGCUGGAGUUCAAGAACGACGAGACCUGCAAAUUUAUUCACGUGAAAAUAAUUGACGAUGAGGAGUAUGAGAAAAACAAGAACUUCUUCCUGGAGCUGGCAGAGCCGCGCAUGGUAGACAUGAGCCUGCAGAAAGCCAUGCUGCUCUCCAACGACAUCCCGGACAGGAAGCUGACGUCGGACGAGGAGGAGGCCAAGCGGAUCGCAGAGCUGGGGAAACCUGUGCUGGGGGAGCACUUCAAGCUGGAAGUGAUCAUCGAGGAAUCCUAUGAGUUUAAGAGCACUGUGGACAAGCUGAUCAAGAAGACCAACCUGGCUCUAGUGGUGGGGACCAACUCCUGGAGAGAGCAGUUCAUGGAGGCCAUCACAGUCAGUGCAGAAGACGAGGAUGAGGACGACACGGGGGAGGAGCGGCUCCCCUCCUGCUUCGACUACGUCAUGCACUUCCUGACGGUGUUCUGGAAGGUUCUGUUCGCCUGCGUUCCUCCCACCGACUACCUGAACGGCUGGGCCUGCUUCUUCGUCUCCAUCGUCAUCAUCGGCCUGCUCACGGCCGUCAUCGGCGACCUGGCGUCUCACUUCGGCUGCACCAUCGGCCUCAAAGACUCGGUCACCGCCGUGGUUUUCGUGGCUCUCGGCACGUCGGUCCCAGACACGUUUGCCAGCAAGGUGGCCGCCGUCCAGGACACCUACGCUGACGCCUCCAUCGGGAAUGUGACCGGCAGCAACGCCGUCAACGUCUUCCUCGGGAUCGGCAUGGCCUGGUCGGUGGCCGCCAUCUACUGGCAGAUGAAGGGGGAGCAGUUCGUGGUGGAGGCCGGCUCCCUGGCCUUCUCGGUCACUCUCUUCACCAUCUUCGCCUUCCUGGCCGUUUCGGUGCUGCUCUACCGGCGCCAGGCCCACAUCGGAGGAGAACUGGGGGGGCCGCGGGGACACAGACUGGCCACGUCCACCUUCUUUUUCAGCCUCUGGUUCCUCUACAUCCUCUUCUCCAGUCUGGAGGCCUACUGUCAUAUAGAGGGCUUCUAAGAGGAAGAAGGUCGGAUUUGGAGCCGAGCAGGAGAGGGAGCCCGGGGUUUCCUCCCAUCAACCCCUCCGGUGAGCACGCUCAGAGGCGCUCUUCCUGCGCCGGCGGCCGGCGUGCUCAUGGCUGGGAUUGGGAACACCGCUGAGUCCAAAGGACGCCCGAAGGCGGCCCUGCAAUCCACGGGGAGGGACUGCAGAGAGUUCCAACCCGUCUAUAUUUUUCUCAACAUCUGAGGAGAACAGCUUUUUAAAGAGAAGUAUUUUACAGAAAAACAAAAACCAAAAAAAUCACUCUCUACAGAAGAAAAAGAACUAUUUUGUGAGCGUCCGGAUGGAGUCAUAGUCUUUAUUUUUUCCUAAGAAGCGCGGAGGUGACGAGGAGCGGCGGCGUUCCGUCAGGAGGAAGGAAGGCGUGGACACAACCAACAACUGCCCUGGACACCACUUACUUACUCUAAACCUAUCUAGAUAUGAUAUAUUUCCAUAUUUUCUGUAUAUUUUGGAUCUUUGUUUAAAUGUGCUCACCUGCUGCUCAGUGGAGCGCCGGAGGUCAAACUAGAUACUGCAAGGAUGUCUUCACCUUUCAAGUCUCGCCGCCGUACGACGGUUGUGUUUAUUUAUGUCAUGGAAAUGUCGGCCUCACUUUUCUCCGUUUCCAUCAGAGAUGAAGCUGCAGAGGAACUUCAGAGCUAUUUUUCUACUCUUCCUUCCACGCACUUUGCUGUACAGUUCUACUGACAGAGGCUCACGUGAGGGGGGGCUCUGGGUGAGCCGGGUCUGUUGGGGGAGAGCCGACCGGCCGCCGGUCCAUGGCGGUCCACGCCGGUCCAUGGCGGUCCACGCCGACCGAGUCUGCCUCAGAGUUUCAGUUCAAACAGAAACUUUCUGAUUUCAUGUCACAGAGUCAAAAUUUACAGCUAAUCUUGAUAAAAAUGACUAAAUAAUGAUAGAAAGCCCAAAUAAUUUAAUUCAUUUAUUUCUACCGAAUGAAUUUACUGCUUCAACACUACCGUUUUACUGUUAUUCUUCUGUCUUUUAAGUCACCCCAUUUUUUACAAACUAUUUUUAAAAGAUCAAUUUGCAGAGAGAACUUAAAGUCACUUAAGGGGAAAUUUUAAUCAGAAUUUUUCUAUUUUUAGCCAGAAUCCCAAAAAUCUGUGUCGUUUUCGAGGACAUAGUUUCUGCAGAGCAACAGGAGCUCAGUAGAAAGAGUUAUGGGCGGGACUAUUGCCAGAGCAACCCCGGCCCCUCUUCCCCUCCCCGUUGCUGAGACCUCAGAGCAGGGAGCUUGAGGCCCCGCCCAUCGAAUUUUCUAUAUCACAAAACCAUCUUUUUCAAACAGCAUUUUUUGCUCCUGAUUCACGAUUUGAAUAAAAAAAUAUGAUUUUAAACGUAAUUUUCUUUAUUAAUGUCCUCCAGCAUCAGAAAAAUUCACAGGAAACUGUUGAAAACAUCAUUUUUAUCAGGCAAAACUGCAAACAUUAAGAGAAUGAUUAUUAUUUAAAUGUAUGUAGAUUCAGAGAAUAUGUCGAUUCCAAACCAUAAUUCAGCAGAUCAGCCGAAUUCCAAAGCGGUGGAUGAAUUUCUGGACUGUUUUGUAACCAGUCUGCACUCUGAGGUCACGUUUUAAUGAUGUCUUGUUAUAUAAUCCGGAUGCAGCUUUAAAUACUUUAUAAGACAGUUUGUUGCAGUGAGUUUGGAGGCUUUUUAAUCCGUUUAACUUUAUUAUAUUUAUACCAAAAUAAUCACAUUUGUAUUAAAGUCCAUUAAAAAUACUUUUCAUUCUGAUUUUAGGAACUAUUUCAGGAUUUUUCAAAGACUUUUUAAAAGACAAACGACAUAAAAAUGUGUUUUUCGGUGAAAUAAUGACAGCUUCUAUUUCAAACAAACCAAUCAGAGCCGUCGUAGCCGAUGUCUCCACAGGUUUCACCUGCUGCUAUGCAUGAAGAUGAUUUAAGAAGGUCGAACCCUCUUUGGUCGCUUUGGGCUGAAACUCUGCGGCAGCGUCAAAGGCUGCUGACAUUCAUCUGACAUUCAUCUGAAUGCUGCUCAUCAACAUGGACUUUACUUUGAAACAAGGGAAAGGGGGCGGGGUCAUAACUCACCUGAAACGUGUCUGUGUGUGUCAUCUAUAAAUCACCUGAAAUAUUACCAAAGAGGCGGGAUGAAAACAAAUUCAAGAUUUGAAAGUUUUUAGAGGAAAUGGAAGAAAGGCUGCAGUGUCACUGUAUCUCCACAAGAGGGCGCCCCUCUUCUCCUCCUCCGUGUUCUUCCUGUUUCCUCGUGUCCAUGGAUGCUGUUUGAACCCACUCAGAGGGGGAGUCCACUGCUGCACAGCCACACAGACACGGUGUACAGAUCUUCAACUCCACCUCACUUCAGCUCAUCGGAACCAGGAAAGGAUUCAUUUCUGUUCAUGUUGGUUUGUUUGUUUGUUUGGGGGGGGGCGUUCAUGCAAACACAUCAAGAUGCAACUUCUGUGUUUAGUCUUCAGGAGCGUCUGAAGCUGGAUUCGGUUUGUGCUGGAACCCAACUGCUGAUUUCAAUCUUCAAAAUGAUCCUCCGCGGAUCUGGAUCUGGAUCCAGAUUUGUUCUGGAGGAUAAAGGAAGUUUGGCUCAUCAGAUGAAAUGAAAUAUUUUUAUUUAUUUUAACUCGUCAGCGUAAAAUUAAACCCUAAAGUAAAUGUCUUUGUAUCUAUCGCUUUUUAACUCCUUUUAGAUUCAAAUUUAAUUUGAGUUUUUUCUAAACAAUCUAAAAUGUACGGAGCCCCUAAAAGGACAUUAAAGUAAAAAGAAAUUGAAAAGCAAAAAUGUCUUUUAUCCAAAAAAUUGUUUUUAUUUCUGGUUUCAUUCUGGUGUUUACCAUUUACUAUCUGGUGUGCAGCAGAUUAACCAGGAAAAAAUCAAGUUUUUUAGGAAAACACUAUUUUUUUAGUUUGAUGUCUCUUCAGGGUUUCUGUAAAAACGAGAGUUUGGUCAAUUUUAAAGACAAAAAUGUAAAACUCCAUUUGUUUUAGGGCCAAAACCAGACGUUGAAGCUGAUUUUACCUGGAGUUACCUGGAGUUACCAGAGUUUACCUGGUUAGGAAAAGACAUUUGGAUACAUUUAUAGAAACGUUCAGUGUUUCAAAGCGUUUACUGAUGGUUGUUUAUCUCUUUAUCUCUGAACAUCUUUGUUUCUUAAAAACAUUUUGUUUCGUUCAUUUAGACGUGACAGACGCUGAGCCGUCGCCUCACAUUGAUGCUUUUGUCUCAAAGGAAUCAGGAAAAAUCACCAAAAUCCCUGAAGUUUGUUUUCCUCUCAAAGCAAAAACUGAAAAUAACAGAAAAAUAAAAUAAAUAGUUUAAAAAUGCAUUUUGAAAAGUAAUUUGUCCAAAACCCUUUUUUGAGUAACAACUUCAAACUUUUUUGUUCAUUUUUUUGCCUUAAUUUUGCUCAUAGAUUCUUAAAUAUUUAUUUUCCACAUUUAGGGAUGAAAGUAACUUUACUGGUUGAAUAUUUCUGAUCUCUCACGAUUCUCAUCAAACACAUAAAGAAGUCUAAACUUCCAGCCUGCAGUGACGGCUCCUCCUGAACGAGUCAGACGGAUGAAGUUUGAAGAACUUGUUUUUUAGGAUUCUUUUUUGUGAUGGGAAUGUUGUUUGAAUUCGCCCACGUUAUACUUUCUGCACCGCCUGAAAACGAGGGGACUGUUCAUCUGAUUGCUUAAUAUUUUGACUGUUUUUUACUCACUGCACUGAAUUCAGUUUUUAUUUCAGGGAGUUCUGCAUGGAGUUUUUGACCUUAAUUUGAAUGUUUUAUUAUGUUUUGUUAAUUUUGUCUUUUGAGGUGGA